GUGCUCGCUGGAAGGCGGAAGUGACGGGGGCGCCUGGGUGGCCACGGGAAGGAGUCGGAGCCGCAGUCCCGUGCCGAGCACUCAGGUGUUUUGUGAGCAGGUCGUGAUGGUGCUUUUUUGUAGAAAGACGUUCUAGUCCCAUGCAGUCCUGUGCUCCCCGCCAACAUGGUGGGUAUGAGUUGCAGCUCUUUCUGGACUUCUGAUAUCAGGUGUGCAGUGUACGACAAGAGCAGGUUUCUUACUGUUUGAUUUGAACUUUCCUGACAAAUUCUUUGCAGAAUUUUUACAGCAUCUAAAGUGCUCAGACUAUUUUUGCUGCCUUUGUUCUGUGAGAUUUAGUAGGAUUUAGAGUUGGGUUGAAGCGCACCCCAUUUCUGCCUGGGAGAAAAACAGUACAUCUUCCUGACUUAGUACUCUGCGCCCUGGUUUAAUUACUUUGCCCAGAAGAAGGGGACACAUGAGCAAAAUCAAAAGUGUUGGUGUGUGAGAAAAGAGGAACUGUAAUCUACUGGCUAAAGCCUGGAACGAGACGUCAGCAACUUUGGGCUCUGUUUUCAGUUUUGCCACGGCCCUGCUGGGUAUCCUUGGGCAGGUUCCUCAGUUUUCCCCACCUGUGAAAUGGAAGUGGAGAAGUGCUGUCAUCCCACAAGGUGCUUUGAGGCCAAAUUGAUGAUAAUUGAAGUACUUGUAGUGUUCUCUGGGAGGUUUAUAACAACUGAACCAGCACAGGAGCGUGCCGUGCUAUCCUGUCAGAACUUAAGGGACACUUGGGGCUUCUGUUUUUCAAAGCAAGAAGCAGCCAGGGGCUACAGGGCCAAGGGAAAAAGCAUGGUGUCAUUGAAAACAGCGUAACGGAUCUAGAGGCUGCUUGCUUUGUAGCUGGCCCACAGAAUUUGAAGGCAUCACAGCUUCCUUGGAGAUGUCAGUCCAGAGUGCCAAGGUGUGAAUAAAUCUUGAAGUUGCCUCCUCAAACUGGCUUAUUUUCUCCAGUUAAGGCCGGGGGGGGGAGGGGGGGGUAGAGAGUUCCUGUAGCAUAUGUGACUUGUUUGAAUCGGGCAGAUGCCAUCACUCUAGUGAGUACGGCCCCCUGCCAAAAUGUUGGAGACACAUGGAGAGGAGUGCUCUCUAAUGUCGUAUCAGGUCAAUUGAGUUUUCUGUCCUGUGCAGGGCCCGAGCGCUGAGUGCGAGAAGCUUGCGGAAGGCAAGUGAGGGAAUGGGCAGCGAGUUUGGUGCUAGUGAGGUGUGGGAUUGACAGGCCUGAAGGAGUCUGCUUUCCCUUGCAGCCUUUUCCUUGCUGCUCUCUGUGUUUCAGCCCUGCCAUAAGAGCACCCUUUUGGGAAGAGAGAAGCUAGCAGGCUUUGUGUCUGUUUUCUAGCCAAAUCCAGCAAAACUCGUAUGCACGUGCUUAACUGCAAACCUUUACUUUAGGUCUUCCCCUUUCCACAAAAUGUCUGUUUAAAAGUCAGGGGAUUUUACAUGCUUUGCUGAACUGGGGCUUGAGCCAUUGCCUUUUCAACUGUGACAACCAAGGAGGCUUUUGAUGCGUGUGCUUGCCCAGUAAGUGGAUUAACAGAGUAGACUGUGCACUCUCCCUCAGUCUGUCCAGAGGGAAGAAGCCAUGAAGGUGUUUUUUCUGUACGUACAUGGUAGGCUGAGGCAGCUUGGCUCUGAGGCCACAGUGUCGUACAGAAGGGAAGUUCUUGUUCCACGUAGGCUUGCAAACGUGUGCUCGUGAAAGUUAUAGAAUUGGCCAUUAAGUAGGUUUCUGUCCCGUGCAGCCAUGGUCUAACCCAGCAGUACUCUCUAGAAUCGCAGGUCUCUUUAUUUCAGGUUUCAAGAACUGGAGAGAGGAUUUCUUCUGUGGAAAGCAUCAGUGACCCAUCACAGAGGUCAGAAUGAAGCUGCUGAAAAGACGAGAGCCCUACCUUCAAGAAGUCCUGCGGUUUGCAGUGUGGUGCAGAGCCGUGACACUUCUGCUCCAGGCUCUGUUUAACCUCCUGAUCCCGGACCACGCUGCAGACGCCUUCUCUCCACCCCGCCUGUCUGAGCCCAGCUUCUGUGACUGGCUAUUGGAGUGGCUGUUGGGAGGCUUGUCACACUGGGAUGCAGAGCACUUCUUGUUUGUAGCUGAGCAUGGCUAUGUGUAUGAGCACAACUUUGCCUUCUUCCCCGUGUACCCCCUGAGCAUACGAGUGGUGGCAGAGGUCGCUCUGUGGCCCCUGCAGGGGCUGCUCUGCCUACGGAGUCGCCUGCUCCUGUCAGCUGUACUUUUAAACACCCUCUUCUCUGUUCUGGCAGCUGUUGUCCUCUACGAGCUGGGCUGCGUGGUGCUGCAGUGUCGCAGGACAGCCUUCCUGUCUGCCAUCCUCUUCUGCCUCACCCCAGCCAAUGUGUUCAUGACAGCCGCCUACUCGGAAAGCAUGUUUGCCCUCUUGGCAUUCAGUGCCAUGUGGCAGCUGGAGAAGGGGCGUAGCUGGACCAGCGGACUGCUUUUCUCCUUUGCUGCUGGCGUGCGCUCCAACGGGGUGAUCAAUGCUGGCUUCCUGCUCUAUACCCAGAGCAGACGCCUUGCCCUCCAGCUCCAAGCUGGUGCAGGGUCUGUCAUGAAACAGGCUUGGGUCUGGAGGCAACUUCUCGGCUUGGCAGCCUCAGUAGUUCUGACGUGUGCUGGCCUCUUUUUAUCUCCUGCUUUGUUUCAGCUCUAUGCUUACUUGAGAUUCUGUGACCCUGAUGUCAGCCCUGAACAUGCUGUUCCCCAGCCGCUGUUGCAGCUGGCCGUGGACAAAGGGUAUCGCCUAGCAGGCAUGACUGGGGUGAAACCUGCGUGGUGCUCCCACCGGGUUCCUAUGAUCUAUUCUUACAUUCAAGAUGUUUACUGGAACGUGGGUUUUCUGCGAUACUUUCAGCUGAAACAGAUCCCCAACUUCCUGCUAGCUGCUCCCAUCACAGUGCUGAGCACUUGGGCUGCCUGCGUCUACCUCACUGCCAAUCUCCAGGACUGCUUAACGCUUGGCCUGGUGAGAAGAAGGAAUAAAAGCAGGGGAGGAGAGGGCGCUGCUAAGCCAGGGGUUGGAUUUUGCUCCUCUGGUGUCUUCGUAUAUGUGGUCCACGCCACUACUCUCUUGGUAUUUGGACUCCUCUGCAUGCACGUGCAGGUCCUAACGCGGCUCCUAGGCUCGUCCUCCCCGGUGCUGUACUGGUUCUCUGCUUACCUGCUCCAGGACAGCAACGCUUUGCUGUGGCGAGAAGGGGAUCCCACCCAGACUGCAGCUUCCCUCUCUGAGUGGCCCCCUCUAGGCAGCGCUCUUCUGGGGUUGUUUGGAACAGGGGUUUCUGAAAACCCCCUUCCACGAUUAUUGCUGAAUUACAGAAGGAAUACUGCUUUGACCAAAUGUGUUCUGGGGUACUUCCUGUCCUUCUGGCUGCUGGGACUGAUUCUGCAUUGCAACUUCUUGCCUUGGACGUAGCUAGAGAUCGUGUGUGCAUGUGCAUUUGGGACCGACUUCCCAAGAGGAGCAGAAUCGCUGCUCAGAGUUGUGACUCGCUUUUAACCUUGACGUAAGGGAACUGAUGCUAUUGUCUUCGUUGCGUACAAAGUUGCACAGAGCCACCAGUACAUGCAUGUUCCUCAAACAGCUGUGCUCCUUUUUGUAACCCCAGUCCAUCCUUAUUCCAGCCCUCCUUUCUCUCCAUUGUCAUUUUCACCGCUCAUCUCAUGGCCAAAAUCUGGUCUGUAAACUCUCUGGGGCAGGUAACGUGGCUUUAAUUCUUACAUCUUCCGUGAAGCACUUUACCACGAUGAAUAAGUAUCUGAUGAAACGAGUGGGAAGCCCACUGCUGUCCGAGGAGCCUACAGCCGGCGUGUCUGCCUACAAAAUAAAGAUCCUGAGAAACUCAA
Gavialis gangeticus (Gharial) is the source of this 3898-nucleotide messenger RNA. RefSeq names its product phosphatidylinositol glycan anchor biosynthesis class V (gene PIGV). Gene Ontology annotation, molecular function: alpha-1,6-mannosyltransferase activity; GPI mannosyltransferase activity. Lineage: Eukaryota; Metazoa; Chordata; Crocodylia; Gavialidae. The coding region runs from base 1896 to 3467 and encodes 523 amino acids. Gene Ontology annotation, cellular component: mannosyltransferase complex; endoplasmic reticulum membrane. Gene Ontology annotation, biological process: GPI anchor biosynthetic process. The record is from RefSeq and is a predicted model, not a curated record. The transcript is spliced from 4 exons.